CAUCAAGCCGUAUGAAGCAUCUAAAUGUAACCACUUUGGAUGAAACAUCCAGUGAAGAUGUAGUAUCACUUAGACUUGAAUUGGAAAAACUUCAAAAGCAUGUCCAGAAGCAAGAUGAUACUAUACUAGAUUUGCAACAUACCGUGGAGCGACAGAAAAGGCAACAUGGCUAUCCAGAUGCUCCUUUAUCGCCACCAACAGAUGUUCGUCCUGCUAUGAAACGACAACGAAUUUAUUGUCAACUUCGUAGUGAAGAUUCUAGUAUGUUUGGUGAACGGAAUAACACAAUGGAGGAUAAAAACGAAGAUGAUGAGUACGAGGAACUGCACUCACACUACAAAUGUUCUAAAAUUUAGGAUAAGA
This is a messenger RNA of Zea mays, 363 nucleotides long. RefSeq lists its product as uncharacterized. NCBI's taxonomy places the organism in Eukaryota, Viridiplantae, Streptophyta, Magnoliopsida, Poales, Poaceae. Bases 12 to 356 code for a protein of 114 amino acids. The transcript has 4 exons. The record is from RefSeq and is a predicted model, not a curated record.